Paramecium pentaurelia is the source of this 889-nucleotide messenger RNA. The record is from the annotation of a GenBank genome assembly. NCBI's taxonomy places the organism in Eukaryota, Ciliophora, Oligohymenophorea, Peniculida, Parameciidae.
AUGGAUAUCAAACAAUUAGAGAGAUAAGUUAAAGAAAUUACAGAAUUAUAGGAUUCCAUUAAAUGUAAGAUAAAACAUUUUCUUAUUUUUUAGAAACUUCAAAUUAUUGUUCAACAUUUCCAGAACAUAGUGGUAUGGUAGCAUUUAUUAUUGAAAAUGAGUUUAUAAGUGCCAGAAAAGAGAGAAAGAAACUAUAUUUGUUUCUAAUUCAUUAGAUUAUUCUAGAUGAAAAAAAUGCUAAAAGAAUGGAUUAUCCAUAUGUGAAGUGUUUUGGUCAAAAAUUGAAGAAAUUAAUCUUGGAUUAUGCAUAGUAAUAAGUGAAUUUAAGUUUUAGUUAAGUGGAUGAUAUAGCAGAUUUAGAAAAGGCAUAUGCUGUUAUUAGAAGAUGGGAAAAGGAUUUAAUAUAUCAUCCAAUAUUUUUGGAUAAAUUAAGAGGUAUACUUCAACCAAAAUAUGAUGAAUUGAAGUACUAAUAAAUGAUUGUUAAUUAAAUACAUCAGAAUGAAUUAGCAAGCAAUAAAAUUCUAGUUCAAAAUUUAUAAAUUAUUUAAUAAUUUGAUUCAACAUACAAAUUAUAUUUACAUUUGAAGUCAUUAAGAGAUAUUGAUGAUAAAUGUUUAGAUUUUAAUACAAACUUUGAUAAAUACAUGAUGAAAUGUGAACUUGAAAAAAUUGAAGAUUAUGAAAUGAUAGAUGAUCUUCUAGAAUAAGGUGAAGCUUCUAAAAAUUAUUUAUCUGAAGUAUUACUAUUAUUAAUAUUUAGAAUAUAUGUUAGACUUAAAUUCAUUAUUUGGAUUUAGCCAGACUAGGAGAACAACUUAUUAAAGAAGAUUAUGAAAAAAAAGAUAACAAAAUUGAAUAUUAUAAAUCAAAAAGACCUAUAUAAUGA